AUGGAAUGUUGGAAUUCCGGAGCUGCCCUGGCCUUUGCCUACGGGGAGAAGGCGGAUCAGAGAAGGGAAAGCCGUUUCUCUUUUUCCAGCAUCAUGGGUGAGUGGAGUUCAUCCUUUGCUGUGGGCCAUCCCAUUUGCUUUUGUCAUAAGCAGCGCUGGUAUGAUGCUCACGAGGAUCGGGAGGAGGACCCGCUCCGACUGGCCAACAUGAUCCUGGUUGCGAACUGGAGCCUUGAAGACUACUUGGCGUGGCAGGACAAUCUCAACAAAGCGGCUUGGCAGCGACAACGCUCCUACAUGCAGGCUGAUGGCGCCACAGAGCAUAGAGCAUGCGUGUCAAGUGAGAAGUAUCCAAAAAGCAUCGGAAAUGCUGGGAAGAAGGCAGCCAAACGAGCUGCUUGUCAAGAUGAACAGCAGGUGAAGCUUGCUCAAACGAACGACAUGCAGGCAUCACAGGCGAGGGUUGAAGACAUGCUGUCUGAGCCGCGAGUGCAGAUUCUCAUCCUGGGCUCUCUGGAGGAAGACUUCACCACAGCCGUCCACCUGGACUUGCAGGAGCCUCUUCCGGGCGAAGACCCGGCCUUCGUGAAACCUGCGGAGGAAGAAGAGGCGAAGGUGGGCGCAUUGGUGCAGGAUCACACAAUGCCCAAUCCCGUGAAUCCCAUGCAUCCUUUGUGA
Messenger RNA from Durusdinium trenchii, 678 nucleotides. The record is from the annotation of a GenBank genome assembly. NCBI's taxonomy places the organism in Eukaryota, Dinophyceae, Suessiales, Symbiodiniaceae.